Messenger RNA from Penicillium macrosclerotiorum, 765 nucleotides. RefSeq lists its product as uncharacterized. NCBI's taxonomy places the organism in Eukaryota, Fungi, Ascomycota, Eurotiomycetes, Eurotiales, Aspergillaceae. Bases 1 to 765 code for a protein of 254 amino acids. The record is from RefSeq and is a predicted model, not a curated record. The transcript has a single exon.
AUGCCUCCAGACGGCUCAUCCUUCACAGCCCUAAACCUGCCAUCUGAUUUCGCCCUUCCCCAAUGUAUGGAAUACUUCACCCUCACAGCCGGACCUAACACGGAUCUAUGGCGCAAGCCCCCCAACGGCGACACCUCCACCGCCCCAAUCGUCUUUACCUCCCUCCGGCACCCCUUCGUCGUCGCCGAAGUCACCGUCAGCGCAGACUGGGAAAAGGAAUGGGACCAAGGCGGCCUGGUAAUCUUCGCCGGGGCCGCGCCGCAGGCCUUUGCCUCGGACGCGCCAGCGCUCCCAGCCGGCCGCCGGCCCGGUGCCCACCCGCCCUGCAAAUGGGUGAAAGCCGGUAUGGAGUUCUCCUGCGGCACCGUGAACGCAUCGUCUGUCAGCGCGACCGCCGACGGCGCCGACUGGUGCCUCUCGCCGCUAGUGACGACGGCCGGCGCUGCCGUGCACUCGCUGCGCAUCAAGCUUGAGCGCAUCGGCCACGCCCUCUGGAUCUGGUACCAGGUACCCUCGGCUUCGCCGUACGCCAUGACUCCCGGCGCCGUCGGCAGCACAUGGAAAAAGCUGCGCGAGGUCACCUGGUUCUUCUACGGCGUCGAGGACAAGUUCGUGCACGUCGGCGUGUAUGCCAGCCGGCCGACCAGUCUGGGCCGCGGCGAGACAAUGUGGGAUGCCAUGCAUGGAAUGCCGCUGGAAGGCGCAUCUGCGGCUGGCCCGACGGAUGGGUUGCUUGUUGAGUUUGAAGAUCUGGAGAUUUUCUAG